Messenger RNA from Cyprinodon tularosa, 926 nucleotides. Its product is annotated as Fc receptor-like B. The transcript is spliced from 6 exons. The record is from RefSeq and is a predicted model, not a curated record. Bases 1 to 795 code for a protein of 264 amino acids. Gene Ontology annotation, biological process: cell surface receptor signaling pathway. Lineage: Eukaryota; Metazoa; Chordata; Actinopteri; Cyprinodontiformes; Cyprinodontidae. Gene Ontology annotation, molecular function: transmembrane signaling receptor activity.
AUGGCUCACUCUGGUGAUGAAUAUAAAGAAAUUUUGAUUUCCUUCCUGAUUUCUGCAGCUAUCCACGGUCACCUGACUGUGAGUCCCAGCAGAUCGCAGUUCUUUGAAGGAGAUAUUGUGGUUCUGAGCUGUAAGGAUGACCACAGCUCUGCUGUAUGGACCCUGACAAGAAACACAACCAAAGAAAGCAGAACUCCCUGUGGAACGCAGUGGGGAAAUAAAGCCGGUUCCUACUGCAAUGUCACCCACAUCAUCACCCUGGAUACUGGAGUUUAUUGGUGUGAGUCCAGAGAGGGAGCAGCCAGCAGCAGCAUCCAGCUCACUGUCACUGGUGGAUCAGUGAUCCUGCAGGGUCCUGUCCACCCUGUGAUGGAGGGAGAUGACGUCACUCUGAGCUGUCUAACAAAGACCACUCCCUCCAACCUCCCAGCUGCUUUCUAUAAAGAUGGCUCCCUCAUCAGGACUGAGCCCAAAGGUCACAUGACCCUCCACCAAGUGACCAGCUCUGAUGAAGGCCUCUACAGGUGUUACAUCAGUGGUCAUGGAGAGUCUCCAUCAAGCUGGAUCUCUGUUGAAGAUAAACCCACAGAAACAAGUCCGCCCACCUCUGGAGCUCCGACCUUAACGUCCUUUGUGCUUUGGCACCUGUUGGUCUUCUCUCCAUACUUCCUCUCCACCCUCCUCAUGGUGUCCGUGUAUCGACAGAGAGCCACAGCUUCACCCAUCCGGGAUGAACGGAGCACAGCUGAGCAUAUGGACUGUCCUGUGGGUGUCAUCACCGAGCAUCAUUUCUGAACUCAUGUUCAGCACAGCUGAUAUUUCUGUCCAGGAUGGAGCCACAGCCAAACAGGAACAGACCAGAUGAAGCUACUAUUAGAAGAAGCAGAGAGAGCAUAACGUUAGAAAUUGAACUAACAGAUUCUGCA